CAGAGACAAUAUCGGCUAUUAUUCCAUCACUGCAAACGAUUAUAAAAAUUGUAUUUUGUGCCGGAUUGCGAAGGAAAAUUGGGUGAAAUCUCAAUAAAAAGCAUUAAAUUGUCUGGCGGUGAGUGUUGGGAGAACCAAUAGCAGUCGGUACUGCACAUACUCCGCACAGCCCGUGAGUUUGAGCGCGCCAGCGCUGAGCCGGCGCCCAAGAACCCAAGGGAACCGCCAUGUCGAAGAGUUCCGGGCGGGAUCGGGAUAGGGACAGGGAGCGGGAGAGGGACCGCGACCGUGAUCGGGAUCGGGACAGAGAUCGCGAGCGGGACAACCGGCACGACAGUCGCAGCCGCGACUAUGACAUGGGCAAGUCCAGGAAUGGAGGCGGAGGCGGCGAAAGAGGCGGCGGUGGUGGCUCCAGAAGUACGCGGGAUGGCCGCAAGCGCGGCAAGGACAUGACCAGCGACCGCGGCCGACGGGACGACAAGAGGCGGAAGCGUUCCAGGUCAAAGGACUACGAGAAGGAUAAUUCUCCCCACUACAGGCGCUUGGACAAGGAACGUGAUCGUGAUCGGGAUCGCGAUCGGCAGCGGGAAAAGGAUCGCGACCGCGAGAAGGACAAGGAGCGCGAACGGGACAAGGAUCGCGAGCGGGACCGCCAGCGGGAACGGGAGUCGGAUGGCAGACGGGCCGCUGCAGCCGCACCACUGGUCAUCCCUGUGCCAUCAACUAGCUCCUCAGACGAAGAAAUGGAGGAGAUCGACAAGGAGGAGCAGCAGCGUCGCUUAGAGCAGGAGAUGAUUAAACGGAGGGAGCGUAUCGAGCGCUGGCGGGCGGAACGCAAGCGGGACACCAAAGUGGCUGCCGUGACGCCGGCUGUGGUCAAGUCCACAAAGAAAUGGAGCCUGGAGGACGAGUCCGAGGAGGACGACAGCAAUCCCGCUCCGGCACUGGACGCUGGGAAAAAGGACGCCGAACCGGACUCACCGCCCUCCAAAUUCCACAGCAUUCGCAAGCGUUUCGACGAUGACGUGGUCGAGUCGAAGUUCUCGCCUCUGAAGCGUCCCACCUUUAGUAAGUCGUUUGGCGCCAAAUUAGGCAUGGGUCUGGCUGCUCCCAAAACCGAGGCUGAGAUCAAGAAAGAGCCACCCGCCGUGGAGCCCAAGAAGGAGAUCAAAAAGGAGCCCGAACCAGCUCCCGUCAAAAUGGAGAUCGUCGAGGAGCCCGCCGCCAAAACGGAGGAGAAGGCCAAGAAGGAGCCGGAGCAGCAGCCGCAGGCGGAAGUCAAACCAGAACCUAUAGCUGAAGACAAGCCGCCGCCCGAGGCCGAGCCAGAAGACGACAUCGAUCCACUGGAUGCGUAUAUGCAGGAGGUCAACAAUGAGAUGAGACGUGUUAACAAUUUCGUCAAUCCACCUACCAAAUCCCAGGGCGUGGUUAUCCUCACAGGCGUGGCCAAAAAGAAGACGGCGACGUUGAAGAAGGGCGAGCUGAUUGAACAAAACAUGGACAGCCUGGAGUAUUCCAGCGAAGACGAGCUGGAGGACAUACGAGACACGGCCGUUAACCUGGCAAUGAAGCAUCGCAAGGAGCUGGCCAAAAUCGAUCAUUCCUCAGUGACCUAUGCGCCCUUCCGCAAGAACUUCUAUGUCGAGGUGCCGGAGUUGGGUCGCAUGACCUCCAGCGAUGUGGAGAAGUAUCGCACCGAACUGGAGGGCAUCCAGGUGAAGGGCAAAGGCUGUCCAAAGCCCAUUAAGACCUGGGCGCAGUGCGGCGUCAGCAAGAAAGAGAUGGACGUGCUGCGACGGCUGGGCUUCGAGAAGCCCACGCCCAUCCAGUGCCAGGCCAUACCGGCCAUCAUGUCCGGACGGGAUCUGAUAGGUAUUGCUAAAACUGGCAGUGGCAAGACGUUGGCAUUCAUUUUACCAAUGUUUAGGCACAUUCUGGACCAGUCGAGCCUGGAGGAUGGCGACGGCGCGAUCGCGAUCAUAAUGGCGCCCACGCGCGAACUCUGCAUGCAGAUCGGCAAGGACAUCCGCAAGUUUAGCAAGUCGCUGGGCCUGCGGCCAGUUUGUGUUUACGGCGGCACGGGGAUCUCCGAGCAGAUUGCCGAGCUGAAGCGUGGCGCAGAGAUAAUUGUGUGUACGCCGGGUCGCAUGAUCGACAUGCUGGCGGCGAAUUCCGGACGUGUGACGAAUCUACGGCGCGUCACCUAUGUCGUAUUGGAUGAGGCAGAUCGCAUGUUCGACAUGGGCUUCGAGCCGCAGGUGAUGCGCAUCAUCGACAACGUACGGCCGGAUCGCCAGACGGUCAUGUUCAGCGCCACAUUUCCACGGCAAAUGGAGGCGCUCGCACGGCGCAUCCUCAAGAAGCCCAUCGAGGUGAUCGUCGGCGGGCGGUCGGUGGUGUGCAAGGAUGUCGAACAGAAUGUGGUCAUCCUCAACGACGACGCCAAGUUUUUCAAACUUCUGGAGCUGCUUGGCAUCUACCAGGAGGCGGGCAGCAUCAUUGUGUUCGUCGAUAAGCAGGAAAACGCCGACAUCCUCCUGCGCGACCUCAUGAAGGCCUCGUAUCCCUGCAUGAGCCUGCACGGCGGCAUCGAUCAGUUCGACCGCGACUCCACCAUCAUCGAUUUCAAGUCGGGCAAGGUGCGGCUGCUGAUCGCCACCUCGGUGGCAGCGCGCGGCCUGGACGUUAAGGAUCUCAUCCUGGUGGUCAACUACGAUGUGCCCAACCACUACGAGGACUAUGUGCACAGAUGUGGCCGCACUGGUCGCGCGGGCAAGAAGGGCAGCGCCUUCACGUUCAUCACACCCGAACAGUCGCGGUACGCCGGCGACAUCGUUCGGGCUUUGGACCUAUCCGGCACCCUGAUUCCCGCCGAACUACAGACCCUGUGGACGGAGUACAAGGCCGCCCAGGAGGCCGAGGGCAAGACGGUGCACACUGGCGGCGGUUUUAGCGGCAAGGGCUUCAAGUUCGACGAGCAGGAGUUCAAUGCCGUCAAGGAGAGCAAGAAGUUGCAAAAGGCUGCCUUGGGUCUGGCCGAUUCCGAUGAUGACGAGGAUAUCGAGCAGGAUAUUGACCAGCAGAUCGAGCAGAUCUUUGCGGCCAAGCGAACGGUUAAAGACACUUCGGCCGCGGCCACAGCUGCGGCUGCUGCGGCGGCUGCUGUUGCCGCCGUUUCCGGAGGAAAUCCAGCUCUAGCCUCGGCGGCGGCUCAAGCGGCGGCAGCGGCUGCUGCUGCCAAUUUGGCCAUCGCAACGGCGUCGGCUUCGGCGGGGGGUGGUGCGCAAAAUGCGGCUGUGGGCGGAGCGCUAAGCUCCGAUAAACUUGAGCUGGCCAAACGGCUGGCCUCCAAGAUCAACAGCAGCAAGAACCUGGACACCAAGAGCAGUGUGGUGACCGUGGAGCCCAUGCUGAAGGGACCACAUGUCACUGGCGCCGCCGCUCCGCUGCUGACCGCACGCACGGUGGCCGAGCAGAUGGCCGCCAAGCUGAACAACAAGCUCAACUACCAGCCCAAGGAGGAUGAGGAGGGACUGGGCCCACUGAUGGGCGGCACCACCAAUUCGUUCACCAAAUACGAGGAGGAGCUGGAGAUCAACGAUUUCCCGCAGCAAGCACGCUGGAAGGUCACCUCCAAGGAGGCCCUCGCCCAGAUCUCCGAGUAUUCGGAAGCGGGUCUCACCGUGCGCGGAACGUACGUUCCGCAGGGCAAGAAUCCACCGGAUGGCGAAAGGAAGCUCUACCUGGCCAUCGAGAGUUGCAGCGAGCUGGCCGUGCAGAAGGCCAAGCGCGAGAUCACGCGGCUCAUCAAAGAGGAGCUGCUGAAGCUCAGUUCCGCUCAUCACGUCUUUAACAAGGGACGCUACAAGGUUGUCUAGACUCUAGACACCUGCCCUGAAAAGCGACUCGCUAUGAUAAGAUUAUGUACUGUACCUUGGAAUCAGAUUAACGAUCAGAUUAACGUAAGGAAUCGUCUGAGACCAAGUUGCCCAAGCGUCUUUAUUCCAAUAAAUCGAUUGGAUAUAUUUUUUGUGUUUAAUUUGGAGUAAAGAUGUUGAAAAUUGUAAUAAAACGAUAGGAGCUUACCGAAACAUAUUUAUUUCAGCUAUUGGUUUGUGGACAGUUUAAAGAUAUUUAGGAAUUAUAUACACAAACGAAGCACAAUAACUUUUAGGUUUCACAAAUCGGGAUAAUCGAAUUCAUAUAUCGAAUAAGAAAUGAACCGAUUUAUAAAAAAUUGCACUUAUUUUUUAAUUGGGAUUCCAAUAAAUGUAUUUCUUGGAUACAAACAAAAAGUUUUAACGUCUAUGUUUUAGCAAUAAAAGCUUCACCAUAUAAAUAAAAACUCAGUCGAUUGUCACUAUUUAAUAAAGACUAAA
Drosophila rhopaloa is the source of this 4382-nucleotide messenger RNA. RefSeq names its product probable ATP-dependent RNA helicase DDX46 (gene Prp5). Gene Ontology annotation, molecular function: RNA binding; ATP binding; RNA helicase activity. NCBI's taxonomy places the organism in Eukaryota, Metazoa, Arthropoda, Insecta, Diptera, Drosophilidae. Bases 228 to 3881 code for a protein of 1217 amino acids. The transcript is spliced from 5 exons. The record is from RefSeq and is a predicted model, not a curated record.